Spea bombifrons (plains spadefoot toad) is the source of this 3319-nucleotide messenger RNA. It is a transcript of the gene PIK3R1, whose product is annotated as phosphoinositide-3-kinase regulatory subunit 1. The transcript has 15 exons. The coding region runs from base 256 to 2424 and encodes 722 amino acids. Gene Ontology annotation, biological process: insulin receptor signaling pathway; phosphatidylinositol phosphate biosynthetic process. NCBI's taxonomy places the organism in Eukaryota, Metazoa, Chordata, Amphibia, Anura, Pelobatidae. Gene Ontology annotation, cellular component: phosphatidylinositol 3-kinase complex. The record is from RefSeq and is a predicted model, not a curated record. Gene Ontology annotation, molecular function: protein binding; 1-phosphatidylinositol-3-kinase regulator activity.
CCGACUGCCUCGCUCUCUCCCUUGUGUAGCGCUGCUUCGCUUUCGUGCUUCUCGUGUCUUCGGCGUCGAGGAAGGAAGGAAGGAGGCGAAGGGGCAGCUAGGAGGAAGGACACAGAGAGAAAUGAGAGCAAGCUCAGCCGCGUCCGACUCCAGGCAGUCUCCCGGUGGCCGGGCAGUGUGAGCGUGCAGCCAGCACUUUGUUGCAUUCAAAGCCGUUGCUUGUUGCAAGCGGAGAAGGACCUUAAUUUUUGCAAGAUGAGCGCGGAGGGAUACCAGUACCGGGCCUUGUACCCGUACAAGAAGGAGCGGGACGAGGACAUCGACUUAAGGGUGGGCGACAUCCUCACCGUGAACCGGGGGACCCUGGUGGCCCUGGGGUUUGGGGAGGGCAACGAGGCGAGGCCUGAGCAGAUUGGCUGGCUUAAUGGCUACAAUGAGAACACGGGCGAGAGGGGAGACUUCCCCGGCACAUACGUGGAGUAUAUUGGUAGGAAGAAGAUCAGCCCCCCGACUCCCAAACCCCGUCCUCCCAGACCUCUGCCUGUGGCCCCCGGGGUAUCUCGUGGCGAGGCAGGAGCAGAAGCUCAGGCAUAUGCACUUCCGGAUCUGACGGAGCAGUUCUCACCUCCUGAUGUUGCUCCACCAAUGCUUAUUAAGCUCAUAGAAGCCAUCGAAAGAAAAGGUCUGGAAUCUUCGAUAUUGUACAGAUCGCUAGGUUCCAGCACCGUGGCCGAUCUGCGACAGAUCCUUGAAUGUGAUCCGUCCGGGAUUGAUUUUGAGCAGUUUGAUUUACCUACUUUGUCAGAUGCUUUAAAACGAUAUCUUUUGGAUCUCCCAAACCCUGUCAUUCCAGCUUUAAUAUACAAUGAAAUGCUCUCUGCUGUCAGAGAAUCUUUAAAUUCGGAUGACUAUGCACAGAUAUUGAGGAAAAUCAUCCAAUCUGCAAACGUUCCUCACCAGUACAGGCUCACACUCCAAUAUCUACUGAAGCAUUUCUUUCAACUGUGUCAAAGUUCCAGCAAAAACCAGCUAAGCGCAAAGUUCCUUGCCGAAAUUUUUAGCCCACUUCUUUACAGAAACCAACUAUCGAGCUCUGACAGUACUGAGUACAGUGCUCAGAUCCUAGAAGUUCUCAUUGCAAGUGAAUGGAAUGAGAGGCAAGCAGCUCCAGCACUGCCACCAAAGCCUCCGAAAUCUGCUGUAACAAGUAACGGUACGAAUCACAGUAUGUCUCUGCAAGACGCAGAAUGGUACUGGGGAGACAUCUCGAGAGAGGAGGUAAACGAGAAGCUACGUGACACAACUGAUGGUACCUUUUUGGUACGAGAUGCUUCUACAAAAAUGCAUGGCGACUAUACUCUUACACUAAGGAAAGGGGGAAAUAACAAAUUAAUCAAGAUCUUUCACCAGGAUGGAAAAUAUGGCUUUUCAGAUCCCUUAACAUUUAACUCUGUAGUUGAGCUGAUCAACCACUACCGAAAUGAGUCAUUGGCCCAGUACAACCCUAAGCUGGAUGUAAAACUUGCGUACCCAGUGUCCAAGUUACAACAGGAUCAAGUUGUCAAGGAAGACAGUAUUGAAGCUGUCGGGAAGAAAUUACGAGAAUAUAAUUUACAGUUUGAAGAAAAGAAUCAGGAAUACGAUAGACUGUAUGAAGAUUACACCAGAACGUCUCAGGAAAUUCAAAUGAAAAGAACUGCAAUUGAAGCAUUUAAUGAAACCAUAAAAAUCUUUGAGGAGCAGUGCCAAACACAAGAAAAAUACAGCAAGGAAUAUAUCGAGAAAUUCAGGCGUGAAGGAAAUGAGAAAGAAAUACAAAGGAUUUUGCACAAUCAUGAAAAGCUUAAGUCCCGAAUUAGUGAAAUUGUGGACAGCAAGCGUAGGCUGGAGGAAGAUUUGAAGAAACAGGCGGCAGAAUAUCGUGAGAUUGACAAACGUAUGAACAGCAUCAAACCAGACUUGAUUCAGCUAAGAAAAACCAGAGACCAGUACUUAACGUGGUUGACACAAAAAGGAGUCAGACAGAAGAAACUAAACGAGUGGCUUGGAAACGAAAACACAGAAGAUCAGUACUCCACGGUUGAAGAUGAGGACCUGCCACACCAUGAAGAGAAAACAUGGAAUGUUGGCAGUAUAAACCGAAUCCAAGCAGAAAAUCUGCUCCGUGGAAAGCGAGAUGGAACAUUCCUUGUGCGAGAGAGUAGCAAGCAGGGGUGCUACGCAUGCUCUGUGGUGGCGGAUGGCGAGGUUAAGCACUGUGUCAUAAACAAAACUCUUACCGGAUAUGGAUUCGCAGAACCAUACAAUUUGUACAGCUCUCUGAAAGAACUGGUGCUCCAUUACCAACAUACGUCCCUUGUACAGCACAAUGACUCUCUGAACGUCACGCUAGCAUACCCUGUAUAUGCACAGCAGAGGCGAUGAACAGCUAACAGACUAUGGAAUCUAUUCCUAAAUUGACAACACUGAGGCCUAUUUCGGCAGAGAGAAAUCUAAAGCUCCCUUGUUGGCCCGCUUCACAAGAUUGAGCUGCAGUAUCAAAGCUAUCUUCAAAUGGGAUGAGAGCUUUUUCCGCCAUGGACGCAGGAGAUGAGUGUUAAGCUGUGAAUGUAUGUUUCUAAGCUAUCAUGCUUGCUUUCUAAGAACAAGAAGCACAGCAACGGAAAGAUAUGCCAUUUAAAGCCUAUCUCCAGGCCUACAGCUACCCAGGGGCCUCUACCAUGGUGCUUGUUUACGUUCUAUUGAAGCUUUAUUAGCUUGUAUGUUGGUCACCGCAGAUCCAAGAAGCCAAGGUGUACUGUGGGGAAAUGUUCCAUCAUCACCUUUUUUUAAGGACUCCCUGUAAAUUGCGUACCAGAACUUCUUACACCGCCUUGUGGAUUGUUUCAUUUUCCAAAAAUAUAUGUAGCAGAAUGGCACUUUUCUUCAUUUCUUAAAGAAAUGUAAAAGGAACUAGAAUUUUCCAUUCAUUGACAAAGUCCAAUCAGCGAAGUGCCAGGAAGUGUUUUUCUUAAGACUAAGAAAGGAAACUAAAGUGGAAAUUAUGUUAAAAAGAACCUAUUUAAUGUGCAAGAUGACAGGAUGGAAGAUGGUGCACGUAUAUCUAUAUAAAUUCACAUAUAUAGGUAUAUAAUAUCAUGUACAUAGCAUUGGGUGACAAGCUAUCAAAAGGAUACCAAUACCAAACUGUCUAUUUUUUAUUUUGCUGACUGCUAAAUCCUUAAUGCUAUGCAACAUCAAUUUUCCUUAAGCUGUUUUUCAUUAUUGUUUGUUUUUACUUUUUGUAUGUACCAAUAACAUACUUUUCAUCGAAAACAAA